This is a messenger RNA of Linum tenue, 2624 nucleotides long. The record is from the annotation of a GenBank genome assembly. NCBI's taxonomy places the organism in Eukaryota, Viridiplantae, Streptophyta, Magnoliopsida, Malpighiales, Linaceae.
CCAGAAGAAAUUUUUAUAAUUUCUCUGGGGAUAAGCGAUUUCUACAGCCAUAUAUAUAUAUUACAUAUAAUCAUUCAAUUUCAGAGAAAGAGAGCUCGAUCGGUUCAUUUUCCCCUCUGCCCAACAAAAAAAAAACCCCAGAGAAAAUGAAUCGCAAAACCGCCAGAAAACCUCUCCCUCCGGUAUCGAUCCCCUCGCCGCCGGCGACGGAUGCCGACGAGCCCCUGACUCCCGCCGGCCGGAUGUUCCUCCAGCCGGAGCUCGACACCGUAAUCCACUGCGCUAUCGGGGUACGAAACCCCCUCGACGUCGACGCCAUCAAGGAAAUCAUCAAAAACUCGCUCCUAUUGAAGCACCCGCGGUUCUCCAGCAUCCUCGUGCGGGACGAGCACGGCCGCGAGCGGUGGCGGAGAACGAAGGUCGAAAUCGACCGCCACGUCUUCGCCGUCGACGCGGCGGCGGGAGAUGCCGACGACGGCGGCGGCGGGUGUCCGGAGAGGAAGGUGAACGACUACAUCGCCGAUUUAUCGGCGGGCGAGCCGCUGAGAUCCGACAAGCCGCUGUGGGAAAUCCACCUGCUGACGGAGGAGCGGUGCGCCGUGCUCCGGAUCCACCACGCGCUCGGCGACGGCAUCUCGCUGAUGUCGAUGCUGCUCGCCGACUGCCGGAAGUCGGGGAAUCCGGACGCGAUCCCCAGUCUCCCGGCGUCGGAAGCUGGCCGCCGCCGGCGGCGGCGGUCGUGGGCUGCGGCGGCGGCGGAGUUGGUGAUGAUGGUGGUUUACAGUCUGGUGUACUGCUUGGAGUUCACGCUGAGGGUGCUCUGCGUCGGCGAUCGGAGGACCGGGAUCAGCGGCGGCGCCGGGACGGAGCUGUGGCCGAGGAAGUUGGCGACGGCGAAGUUCUUGAUCGAGGACAUGAAGACGGUGAAGUCAGCGGUGGCGAAUGCGACUAUAAACGACGCUUUGUUCGGCGUGAUAGCAUCCGGGCUAUCAAGAUACUUGGACCAUCGAACUCCAAAUGCUCUGAAGGAAGGCCAACAAAUAACAGGGAUGGCCAUGGUUAACCUUAGACCACAAUCUGGAUUACAGGAAUUAUCAGACAUGAUGAAGAGCAAUUCAUCAGCAAAAUGGGGUAACAGAUUUGGGAUACUGGUAUUACCAGUAUUUUACCACAGCCACCAUAGCGAAGAAGGGUCGAGCUCGAAUCCGCUGGAUUUCGUGAAGAGAGCCAAGAAGAUGAUUGACAGGAAGAAGAAGUCUUUGGAAGCUCACUUCUCUUACAAGCUCUGCAACAUUGUCAUGUCCACAUUAGGUCCUAAGUUUGCAUGCAAGUGUAACUACGAUAUAAUCUGCAACACCUCGUUUACGAUCUCCAAUGUUCUUGGACCCAAGGAGGAAAUCACCAUUGCUGGGAAUCCUGUCACCUUCCUAAGAGUCAAUACUUCAAGCAUUCCCCAUGCUUUGACAAUGCACAUGGUGAGCUAUGCAGGGAGAGCUGACAUGCAGAUUUUGGUGGCCAAAGAUGUUAUUCCGGACCCGGAAUUUCUGGCUAAGUGCUUCGAAGAUUCUUUGAUGGAGAUGAAGACUGCGGCUGAAAAGGCUGCUGCUGCUUCUUCCUGACUUGCUCGUAUCAACAAAAUCUAGUUCAAACAGAUUGAUACAUUACACAAUACGAUUUUGAUUUUCAAAUUCAAGACUCGAUUUCUCGAUUCGAUCUGAUCACUCGAAUCGAAAAAACUACCAGAUCAGAUGCGAUUGAAGGAGAAGCAAAGAACAGCACAGUACCUUUAUCACAGAAGGUAGAAACAACAACAGCCUCAGACUCAUAUGUACAUGUGGAUAUUUGGUUAGUGAUCAAAGAUGAAAUGCAAAUGAACUCCCUCUCUUUUCCUUUCUCUCCCUAAUGAAUGGCACUAAGCAACAAAGAACCAAAUCCAAGCAUGUUUUUUUGACUGAAGGACAACCAAACUCUAGCCAUUUUUUUUACCUCAUGCUUUCACCAUGGGCUGGGACUUCUUGCUCACUCCUUUCUUCCUUCUCAUCAGCAGCCUCCUCAGAAAUUCAAACCCUGCACUUUUUUUACCUGGCACAAUCGCCAUUGCUGUACUUGUAUCUGCAGUUUUACCACCAUCACCUUCUGGAGUUCUGCCACCACCAUAAUCAUUAUGUUGGUUCGGAGAUUCUAUCAGUGCAUCUUCUUCCUUUGGCGAGUAGAGAAUGAUCGCUUUAGAUUUAUCUUCAGCUAGCAUUUGGUCACGCAAUGAGAACCGACGGAACAAGUUCCUGUUGUUGUUGGUGGUGGUGGCGACAAUGUUAGCGGCAUUCCCAGCAUUGAAUACCUUGUCAAACAAGGCUGCUUCACUUGGUGAAGCCAGUGCCUUCAGUUGCUUUCCAAGGCUGAGAAUGGUUUCUUGGCAUUCGGCCAGCUUCACUGAGGCUGCUGAUAUCUCCAAUUCCUGCAAUACACUUUGCCGAUCACCAUUACAGCAUAUGGAGAUAAAGACUUCGAAGAGGUAGGGUGACAAUAGUAAACUUACAUUUUGGGAUGAUUGCUUUCCUUCUCCAUUCAUGCCAUUGUUUGUAGUCUCGAUACACGUUACUCUGUAAGAAGAAGGAAAAUGUUGC